GUGUCUUGUUAUGUUCUUUCCGGAAAUAUCUGCCCUUUCAACCUUUUAAAAAAUCAAGGGUUUGUGGUUGCUCGGUUCAGUUUGAUAGUGUAAUAUUAUGGUAAUAUGAUAAUCUGAUUUGUCAUAUAGUGUGUUUUUUUUAAAGAUAAUAUGUUAAAUCUCAACUUGUUUAGAAGGUGCAUGUCAGUAGCGUAGACAACAGCCAGAGUUUUCGUUCAGUUGAAUGAUGUGAUAUAACGUGCUUACACAUAAUGCAGCACGUUGCGAAAUCAUGCAUAUGGGGAUGAAAGUGACAAAUUAUGCACACAAAGUAUUUUCCAGCCCGGAAAUAAGGGACAGAUAGGAUACGCGUGCAUUUAAUAUAGUGCUGAAAAUUAAUAUUGGACAUACAUACAGGUUAUGUGCUAGUGUUUUGUAUUCAACCUUUAACAUUUCUUGUGCAAACUCAUUCAAAGGAAUUUCUAAGCUUGGUGAUAUUUGGCAGUAACCUGGUGAUAUUAAAUUUAUGGCACAACUUUCAGCAAUGAGGACCCCAGAAGAAAUCUGUUGUAUUGUCACAGUUUUCAGAGCAACGGAGCAUUUUAUGUGUAUCGACAGAGAUGGUAUACAUGAGAAGGCUCUGGAUCGCUCCAUUUCUCAAAGUAACAAAGACUCACUGAGCCCUCGAGCUGCAUCAGUUGGACCCUGUGAACCAUGGAGCUGCAGUGGGGUAGUUCUGAACAGCCAGACUGGCAUAGCAGUCUGCCAUGGACUUAUCUUCACCCCAUUUCUCCUCAACAAAGACAUGGACCUGUCUGGCUGUCAGUUCCUGCUUCCUGAUAAUUUCAGUAAGCAGCUACAGAUUGAGGUUCAGUUCUCCGAUGCAGUGGCUCCCCAGUUUGUCACUACAACAAGACAGAAGAACCAUACGGUGAACCAAUGUAGUGGAAAAACCUACAGGAGAACAAGACCCCAGUUAAACCCAUUGCCCCAAAAGGCUGAGCUCCUCAUGCUUGUGCCCUGUUUGGAAUUUCAAGAGACUUUCCAGAAGAUGUUUAACAAAUCGGACAAGUGGCAAUUUUAUAAUGAGCAAGAUGACUUUGAACUGAAGGAACUUCAAAAUGACACUCAAUUUUUACACUGGUUUGCCGUUCUUAAAGUGCCAGGUUUCUUGACAAAAGAAGCAGGGGCAGUGCCUUGGUUGGCUGCCACAAGCUUAAGAAAAGUUGACUCUGUAUUUGCCUGUGGUUCACCAUUUGGUUCUUUAUGUCCUGAUAUCUUCAUGAACACCCUUAGCAAAGGGAUAGUGAGUAACCUAGCAGGAGAGGGCAAUGCUGUGAUUCUCACUGAUGCACGCUGUUUGCCUGGCACUGAAGGAGGAGGACUUUUCUUGAAAAAAGGAGGCCACUUCUAUCUUGUCGGGUUGAUUGUGUCUCCUCUCUACUGGAAGGCGACUGAAUGGAUUGGACUUACUUUGGUUUGUUCAGUGGGGCAUAUUUUCAGAAAUAUGAGGCGGUUUGUAACUGAACAUGACCCCUUCUUGAAAGGGAUUUGGCCUCCAAUGCUAAUGGACAGGACACUUAAAAUACAGUUUGCCCUAAAUCAUCCUUCAGUGGUCUUGGUGGAGUGUGGUCAAUUCUGGGGCUCUGGAGUGAUGAUAAAUUCUAGAUUGAUGCUUACGUGUAGACAUGUGUUAAAUGAGGCAACAAGAGUCACAGUGAAGAGCAACAUUACCUCUGAAAGUUUCCUCUCUGUGGUAGGAGAAGUGAUUUUUUCAACAAAGAAAUACUCAGCAUAUGACAUAGCUGUGGUGCAGCUCCAAACUGAUUUUCCUGGCAAUAGUGUAUCUGCGCUUACUUCCAGCUUUAGCCCAGGGGAAGAUGUCCUUCUUGUUGGUUUUGGAGCUUUUGGUCAGAGCUGUGGACCGUCUGUGACAUCUGGAAUUCUGUCCCGUGUGAUUACCUGUGAAUCAAGACCAGUGAUGCUGCAGACUACAUGUGCAGUACAUGCAGGGGCCAGCGGGGGUGCUGUACUUCGAGCUGAAACUGGAGAGCUGCUAGGUAUUGUAUGCAGCAAUACCAGAGACACUGCAGCUGGGGUGACAUAUCCACACCUCAACUUCAGUAUCCCAGUCACUGUCCUGCAGCCACUGCUCAACAAAUACACCCUGACUGAAGAUGGAGGUGUCUUUGAGGAGCUGGACAGAGCCAGUGAUGUGGUCAGAGAUGUGUGGAGGCUGCAGAGCCCUAAUUGCCAGGCCCCACGCAGCAAACUGUGACUGUCACAGCACCUGACUGAGACAGCCAGCGGGGGUCAUGUCUGAGAAGAAACCUUCAGCCAUCUGUUUGAUAUAGAACUGUUGUUUUUUAGUUAAAGUAAAUUUUACUUCUGCAUCAGUUUAUUAAUUAUUGAAUUUGAAAUAUCCAAUAUGUAUAGCCUAAUUUUGUAACUGAGGCUUUGAUAUGUAUUAUAUUUGCAUAAUAAGGUACAACUAUUUUGUAUUACUAUUGUUACGAUAGUAGAAAUGAACAGUGUGGCUAAAAUCAUUCCUCUUUGAAAAUGGUAAUGUUUCCCUCAUUAUGGGAUACUUGGUGUUAUUCGUGAGGGAGUUUAUGUUUUAUUUAUUCUAUUUUAUCAAUGGUAUGAUAAUGAAAUUCUGGGGAUAAUCCCUGUGUCACCGUGAAAAGAAUCAUUUCAAUUUAUAGUCAUGAAACUAUAUGAGUUUAGAUUGAAAAUCCAGAGAGAAGGCUUUAGCAAUAACUGAUCCAAAUGCUUCUAUCAGCUUUAUGCUGGAUUAAUUACACGUAAUUCAGCAGGAUUUAAAUCCUGAUUUAUAUGCACGUUAUCAAAUUACUGACUAAAUCCAAGGGCAUACCAAAACAAUAAAAUAAAUACGGCAUUUCCAGUAUUGUUUACUUACAGCUUUUUUUUCCUAGAUUCUCAAAGACAGAUAAGAAACAACCAAAGUUUUAACAAGACACUAGAUUAAAUGGCUCAGUUGUUUAUUUCUAUUAACGUGUGCAUGCUUUUCCUUUCUGAAAAAAUCAUGCCAAUUUAAUAUAGCUUUGAGAUGAGUCUGAAAUCAUGUUUACCUUUCUCUUCUGUCAAAAAACAAGAUGUGUCCUGUAUAAUGGUGUCAGUAUAGUGUAAACAACAGCUUGAAAAUAAGAUUACCUGUUUAGCCUGUUUAGUUUGUAGUGUGACAAGGAGGGACACAGCUUGUGUUCCUGAAGCUACAACUUCCUUUAGGUAAUGUAAAUAAACCGAACAAGGCCUAGUUCAUGUCAGCCUGCAGGAGUCAGUUACCCAGGAAUCAUACUGUUUGUACAGAACUGAAAUUGCUGGUGCGGCACUGUAGCUUUAAGCACGGUCGUUUCUCCGGUUACAAUCAGAGAUUAUUCAGAAAUGGUAUGCAGUUGUUAUUUUUUCAUCCCAGAAAUAGUUUGAGCUGGUAGAUUCCUGUAGCUCAUCAUUUUAGGUUUCCAGGGUGCUUGCUGACAACUGCUGGCUGUGGGGUAUCACUUUUCAUUUAUUGCAGUUGUGACCCACUGCUGUGGAUGUCAGGUUAAAAAAAGAAAUCAACUCACAGUGAAAAGAAUGGCAACAGCUUUCACGUUGUUACUCCAGCAUUCUUAGCAUGUCACUUAAGUUUGGGAGAUAUUUAGUCAACAAAAGCAACGCCUUGACAUGGAGAUUGAUAAUACAACAAAAUUAUUAUUUAAAAAUAACAAUAAUGUUUUGACAGAUUUCAUUGAUCCACUUUUCAAGUGACUAUAUACUUAUGUAUAUAUGUCUUGCUAUAUAGAACCAAUCUGAUGAAUCACCUAUAUAUAAAUGUAAAAUCAAUUAAAAAAAAAUGAAGACAACAGUUUAUGAAGUCCAUUUCGAAAUGGGUGUUUGUCUGUAUUAAAUCAUUUUGAAAACAGGGCCUUCAUUGUCAUUAAAGAGACUCCAUUGCAGUCUAACUGGAGAUCUAAUUUGGUAUACAAAGGACCUUUGUAAGGAUCUGAACAUUUGCACUGUUAUGUAGAUCCUUAAAAUAGAGCACAGUGAAUGUGUAGCUCAAAUCUUAACCCAAAUUCUCCCAGACCUCACCUCCCCCUCUCCAUGCAAAGGUGUAAUAUAUGAAAAACUGUUGCGUUAAUACACUUGUACAAAAAACCUUUUAGGUCUAUUUUUUCACCUUUUUCAUCAGCUAAUACAGUAAGUCACCUCUGUUAAGAUUGUUCUCGUGCUUCUGAAGAGUAGUUGUGCAGCAAUGAAGGUCAGGCCUGAAUGUGCCAGCUAUUGAUAAUUUUACUUUGUUCGACUUUAAUGAGUCUUAUUAGAACACAGCUGAACUCAUUAGUUCCCCUGCAGGAGAGAUAAAAUGUCAGGGUCUGCUGCCAGUGAAAACUGAAAAGUUUUAACCCUUUGUUACACAGCAUUUGGGGACCGGUUUCACAAAGCUUUUACAGCUAGCAGACCUGUAAAUUCAGUUUUGCUUUAUAGAUGAAAAUAAAGUGAAAGAAAAUGUGUAUUUUUUAAUCAUUUAGACUAGCUGAGUUGAUUUCUAUAUUGUUUUCUGAAACAGGUAGAACAAAAUAGCAUGCUACUUAGCCAGCAGUGUUUUGAGAAACUAACCCCAGAACUAAUAAAGAAAUCCAGAAAUAAUGUUUCAAGUUGCUUUUAAAGGUGAACUUGCAUAUACAUUACAAUACAGUGCCUUUGUAUGCAAGAAAAAAAAGAGUAAUGCUAAUGUGUAAUUUCUAUUCUAUGAAUCACAGUUGAGGAUCUGCCGCAGUCCCAAGAAUUCACACAACUAAUGCAUUAAAAAUGCAAUUUUAAAGUAAUAAUGAUCCCCAACUCUAAUAUGGGCCAUGACUACAACAUAUAAUUAGGAUAACCUGGUUAUUUUAUCACAAUCUCUGGUUUCUAUGUUUUCUGUACGGGAAAAGAGCAGCAGAUCCUCAAUAAUAGUGAUAUGCUGUAUUAGGAGAAGGGCAGAUCCAGUUCAUUGCUUUGAACUGUUCUUCUGUGUUUCAUGUUUGGCACUUCAUGGUCUCAAUGGUCAAACUGGACUGGCGUUUAUAACAUUAAACUGUGGCUCAUUGAUGCAUCUAGCUUGCCUCUCCAGUGGUCUCAGAUCCAGGUAAAAUGAUUACUGUAAAAUAACUUGCCAACAAAUAAGAAUUGCUCCAUAUAAAGCACUCUUUAAAUAAUAAUCACUAGUUUAAUAUUGUACUGAUUAAAAUAAAUACAUAUUUUAACUACAAUCUAAAACAACAAAUCCAUCCUUGAAACUCCACUGGUCUUUUCAAUUGUUUUAAAUUAUAUUUAAAAUACAUCAUUAAAAAAAAAAUAAUAAUAAUAAUAAUGCAAAGAAUCUCAGGCCCACUGCCUUUUAAUGUUAAAGUGCUCAAACAUGAAAAAUUACAUACAGUUCACCAACAUGCACUACUAUAAACUAACAGAUAUAUCUUAUUUUUUAUGAAUAUACAACAGUUACAAUUAACCAAUGGAAAACUGAAUGUGAAAAUGUGUCUAUUGUGAGAAUUUAACUAUACACAAAACUUCAAGUAACAUACACAGUUAAUAAAAAGUAAUUCAAGUAGCAUAAUAAGAAUAUUAUUUUAAGUGGCACAUUCUUGAAAUAUAAGAUUUCAAGAUUGGGAAUUGAAAAUUCAGAUUUCUGACCAGGGUGAUUUAAUUUGUUACAAUGCAAUAAAACAAAAAAAAAAACCCCAAACAACAUUUCUAGUGUUUUUUCAACAGGUGGUGCCCUUUACCUUAAACCAAACAUCGCGAAAGCACCACCUUGCCAAAAAAGCAGAGUCACAGGUAGAACUCAUACAACAUUUGUCAGCAGGUAUCUAGGCCCAGGUAAAAAUGCUUCAUCACAACAACACUGUGUAUUUAGCAUUGAAUACAAUUAUUUCUUCUAAGACUAUUUAAGCCAAUUAAAAGAAAGCAAAAUGAACAUUAGCGAUUCAUAAUAAUGUUACUUUCAUGGAUAUACAUCAUAUACUUUAUGUACAGAAAUGUGUAAGUGUACAUUCUGGGUUUGGAACUACUGCAAACCAUACUAAAUAACCUUGUUUCUAAAGAAAUCCAGAUAUGCUGUUUACAAUGUCUGAAACACUCUUCCCAUGUUCCUUUUGCCAUCAUGCAGGUAACAUGGCUACAUCUAUUAUUAAUUUAAAACACCACAUUACACAGCUUGAGUUCCUCUUUUCAUAAUGAAGGAUAUUUAUUGGGUUCUGGCACCCGUUUCUAACACAAUUGCCUGCUUCAGAUAAAAGAUACACACUGCUUAUAUCAAUAUUAUACCAAUCAAAAAGCAUCAUGGUGUUCAAAUUUGCAAGUAUCAAAUAGGAACUGCUUUAUUUAUUUAUUUAUUUAUUUAUUUAUUUAUGCAUUUAUUUGUAUUAAAUGUCAAAUUAAAGCUACACUGUUUAAGAGUUUUUAUAUAUUUUUUGACCACACUGUAAGAAUGUAUUAGUUAAAAAAUCAUUAAUCAGUUUUGUUAAAUUUUGAAGAAAAUUAUAUGAGCUUUGGGAAUGCAGUAUUUUUUUUUUUUUAAAUCAUUUUUCAAAUAUCCAGUGCCUGAAUGAAGCACUGCAAUUGGAGCUAAUGGAAUGCCAGUUAGCGCUACAGUUUUUCACCCAAGUAAACAGUGAUUAGUUCAUAGUUUUGUGUAUUUAAAAAAAAACGUACAGGAGAUUGCUUUAAAUGGGUCUAACCGUUAGCAUACAAGCAUCCGCUCUGAGCCCAAUUUCAGAGGGUUUGUUUUUAGAAAUUCAUUGAUCCUUACUGUGUGUCAUUGCAGAAGAUACCAAAAGAAAUAUGCUUAGAGUUUCCAGACAUCAAGAGUGCAAACCUUCAGAAAAUAACCGAACAAUAUAAAUGUGGUGGGCUGCAUUGUUUGUACAUAGAACUAUACUGUUCAGCGGAAAUGUUAGCAUCUUAGUGUGUGUUAGAAUUAAUAUAAAUAUGUUUAUUUCAAUAUAAAAAGGUGCCAUGUUGGGAGUCAGGUUCUUUUUUCUGUUUCUGUACUAUGCCUAUUUGAGGAAUCUUCAGAAAAUCAUACCCUUUAACAAGAAAAUAGCUGUAAAUAUGCGUA
Messenger RNA from Polyodon spathula (Mississippi paddlefish), 7081 nucleotides. RefSeq names its product trypsin like peroxisomal matrix peptidase 1 (gene tysnd1). The transcript is spliced from 4 exons. The coding region runs from base 506 to 2257 and encodes 583 amino acids. Gene Ontology annotation, biological process: regulation of fatty acid beta-oxidation; protein processing. Lineage: Eukaryota; Metazoa; Chordata; Actinopteri; Acipenseriformes; Polyodontidae. Gene Ontology annotation, cellular component: peroxisome. Gene Ontology annotation, molecular function: serine-type endopeptidase activity. The record is from RefSeq and is a predicted model, not a curated record.